AUGAAAUCAGAUAUAAAACUUCCAUAUUUAGAUCAUCAACCUCUAAAACUAAAUCCAAGCUACAAAUUGAAGUUUUAAAACCCUUUAAGAAUUUAAUACAUGAGAUUUCUAGAUAAAAGUGAUUUGAAAGAGAGUGAAACAUUCUAUAUGAAAAAUUAUGCCAAAGCAUAUAAUAUACCUAUUCUUUGUACUUAUAGAGGGUAUUUAUGAUAAUAAAAUUAAGUCUUUUGCCAAAACAAAAAGAAGAGAAGAAGAAAAUAAUAUACAAACGACCAAAUUAUAAAUACUUUAAAGAAGAGGAUUCUGAUUUAGAAGGUGAGUAAGUAUAAAAAAUUUUAUCAAUGAAAUAAUCUCAUAAAUAAUAGAAAGUGUUUGUUUCAGAAUGA
Molecule: messenger RNA, 386 nt
Organism: Paramecium pentaurelia
Lineage: Eukaryota; Ciliophora; Oligohymenophorea; Peniculida; Parameciidae
Source: the annotation of a GenBank genome assembly